Molecule: messenger RNA, 648 nt
Organism: Styela clava
Lineage: Eukaryota; Metazoa; Chordata; Ascidiacea; Stolidobranchia; Styelidae
Source: RefSeq, a predicted model, not a curated record
ACUGCAAGAAUGAAAUUGCAAAGUUUCGAAAGAUAUGCCGCUGUUCUUCUUUUACUGGCAUUAGUCAGAGAUUUAUCUGGAGCUUCAGAUACUCAUGACUGUUGGAAUACGGCUGAUCGUGGGGCAAGUUACCGAGGGAAUAUGACUGUCACAAAUGGUGGAAAAACUUGUCAACGAUGGGAUUCGCAGAGCCCGCAUAAACAUACAAGAACUGCAGAAGUCUUUACCCAUUCUGGAUUAGUAAACAACUUAUGCAGAAAUCCUGAUGCAGAACCAUUGGGACCUUGGUGUUACACAACAGACUCGGAGAAACGUUGGGAAAAUUGUCCAAUACCGAAGUGUGAAUAUGUCCAUAGCCAUCCAACCUCGUUCAUUUAUGACAAAUGUGGUUUGACACCAAAAGAGAAUGUAGACUGGUCUCAGGCAAGUAUUUAUGAACGUAUUUGAUGUAUGAAGUAUACAUGCUAAACUAAUGGAAUACUUCAAUAAGUAAAUAUGAGAACACUUGCCCUUCGAAAUGGGGUGCGGCAAUUUUGGAAAACUCUUCAAUACCCAAUUGCAAAUAAGAUCAAAUUAUAUUUAACUUUUCUUGAUAGGUACCUUCUUCAGUCUGGUAUCUGUCAUCUAAAUCUCCAGAUGGAAUGUUUU